This is a messenger RNA of Sesamum indicum (sesame), 1067 nucleotides long. RefSeq names its product plasma-membrane associated cation-binding protein 1 (gene PCAP1). Lineage: Eukaryota; Viridiplantae; Streptophyta; Magnoliopsida; Lamiales; Pedaliaceae. The record is from RefSeq and is a predicted model, not a curated record. Gene Ontology annotation, cellular component: plasma membrane.
UUGCUGACAAGCAUUAAGCUCCUCAAACCUUAUAUUUUGCCUUGAUAUGCAACCGUUGGCUUUGUCAUAAACAAACAUCUGCUACAGCAGAUCAAAGCAGCCUUCAUAUUCAACGCCAACAGUGCUUAGUAUUUCGAGUUUACCAGCCUUCUAGCACGAUUAAGUAUAAUAAAAUUUUGCUCUUGGUCUUUACUACUUGUAUUGGAAGAUGGUGAAUUACUGGAAAUCGAAGGUUCUUCCGAAGAUUAAGAAAGUUUUCGAAAACCCAAAAAAGACCGCCGCUGCGGAAGCGUGCAAGAAUUUUGAUGAGUCGAAGGAACAAUAUGCAAAGGAGUGCGAAGACAAAAAGGCUGAGCUUCAACCUAAAGUUCUUGAAAUCUAUGAAGCUUCCACAACUGAGAUCAAGACUUUGGUCAAGGAACCCAAGGACUCAGCUCUGAAGAAACACUCCGCGGCAGUCCAGAAAUUCCUUGACGAGCUUGCUAAGAUCGAAUUUCCCGGGUCGAAACCAGUGUGCGAAGCGGCUUCCAAGAUUGGCCCAGGAUAUUUACCUGGUCCUGUCUUCUUUGUGUUGGAGAAGGUUUCUACGUUUGUAGUUACUGAGGAGAAGAAAGAAGAGGCUGCGCCCCCAACUGAAAAAACUGAAGAAGAGACGAGUGGCGUAGAGGUCAAACCAAAGGAGAUUGUGGUGGAACUAGAGAAGGAGGAACCCCCCCCUGAAGCUACAAGCUCAGAGAAAAUAGUUGAAACGGCAGAAAAGGUUGAAGCUGCACAACCAGUCCCAGCAGCAGAACAGCCGAAGCCCUGACGCUGACGGGAAGAAGCUCCAUCCUGCUAUGUUAUAUGUAAAAUUAUUUGUUACUGUGUGAAAGAGUGGAACUAUAUAUGUGUAUAUCUGAUUUCUUAUUCUUUGUUCUCUUUUUCUUUUUCUUUUUUCAAUUUCUUGUAAUUGUAACAAUAAUCUCAAAAACAAGGGCCACCUCUCGUUUAUGUACUGUUUGUGUGAAAUUGUACCCACAGUUUGGUGUUGAAAUGGAACCAAUGAAAACUUUGCUUAAUUUGGAUUA